This is a messenger RNA of Rhincodon typus (whale shark), 916 nucleotides long. RefSeq names its product anoctamin-10-like. The transcript is spliced from 4 exons. Bases 424 to 897 code for a protein of 157 amino acids. NCBI's taxonomy places the organism in Eukaryota, Metazoa, Chordata, Chondrichthyes, Orectolobiformes, Rhincodontidae. The record is from RefSeq and is a predicted model, not a curated record.
UUGAGCCACUAAUUUCAUGUUUUGGCGAACCUACUGGGUCAGUUCAGGAGCUAAUGUUUCCUUCAGCAAUACCAACUGCAGCAGUAGCUAAUAAGGUGUUAAAAAAGUGUCCGGUAAACCCUGUGGACAUUAUUUGUAAUCAAAGUUUGGCAAAUCUUCUUUCCUUUCUCUCGUGUUAAAUUGGGUUCUAUACUGAUCACUAACUCUGACAGAGAAAUGGGAGGGUCUUAGCAUGACAACAUUCCCGGAAGCUUGUUUAACUUGUUUGGAGUUGAUUUUACUGACUUCCCCUCCCUGUGCUGGUACAAGGAAAGGAAAGAAGCUACUCAUGUAGCCCAGAUUGAGGAUGGGUCAGGCAACGUAGCUGUCUCCUCCUGCAGUCCUGUAAUUAGGCUUCCAUCUUAAAUCCUCAUCUGUGCAGCCAUGGGAUCUUGGACCAGGCCUACCUGUAAAUGCUGUAUUUCCAAGGCAGUGCAGCCUCUGGUUGCCCUGGAGUUAACUGAGGACAUUAACAUGGAAACCAAGCAAUGGCUGAUGACCCGAAUCCAGGCAGAGAAGAUAGUCGGUGGUGCCGAGCUUAUGGUCCACCCUGGUGAAGAUGAUGAUGGCGACAUGCUUCUCGUUUCUGCAUCUCAACAUGUUCUACUGAGGGCAGCUGAGGUUCUGGGGCUUUACAAACUCUACAAGGAUGGCUCCAUGAUUUCAUUUUCUUACAGGGACAGCAGAAACUUUCAAAACUCAGACAACAUCAAUGAAUUUCUGACACUUGCUGAGCGUCAGUUUAUCAUCUUACACACACUGGAGAAUAUAAAGGCAGUAGAUGAGAAAUGUAUUCCAGGAUAUCCAUCCGAAACACUCUAUCCAGGAGAAACAAUUUGUAAGCUCUCGGUUUUGUAAGUAAAUUGUGAAAUGGCAA